Messenger RNA from Acanthosepion pharaonis, 3003 nucleotides. The record is from the annotation of a GenBank genome assembly. Lineage: Eukaryota; Metazoa; Mollusca; Cephalopoda; Sepiida; Sepiidae.
AUGUUCUUACGUCUCACCUGCUAUCCUCCUCCGCCUGACCUGCUAUCCUCUUACGUCUCACCUGCUAUCCUCUUCCGCCACACAAGCUAUCAUCUUCCGCCUCACCUGCUACCCUCUUACGUCUCACCAGAUAUCCUCUUCCAUAUCCUCUUACCUCUCACCUGCUAUCCUCUUCCGCCUCAUCUGCUAUCCUCUUACGUCUCACCUGCUAUCCUCUUCCGCCUCACCUGCUAUCUUCUAACCUCUCACCUGCUAUCCUCUUCCGCCUCAUCUGCUAUCCUCUUACGUCUCACCUGCUAUCCUCUUCCGCCUCACCUGCUAUCCUCUUACGUCUCACUUGCUAUCCUCUUCCGCCUCAUCUGCUAUCCUCUUACGUCUCACCUGCUAUCUUCUAACCUCUCACCUGCUAUCCUCUUCCGCCUCACCUGCUAUCCUCUUACGUCUCACUUGCUAUCCUCUUCCGCCUCACCUGCUAUCCUCUUACGUCUCACCUGCUAUCCUCUUCCGCCUCAUCUGCUAUCCUCUUACGUCUCACCUGCUAUCCUCUUCCGCCUCAUCUGCUAUCCUCUUACGUCUCACCUGCUAUCCUCUUCCGCCUCACCUGCUAUCCUCUUAACCUCUCCCAUUUCUUCUAUCCUGUGUUAUCCUCUUCCGUCUCACUUGCUACCCUCUUCCGCCUCAUCAGAUAUCCUCUUUACUUACCUGUCUCCCCUCUUCUCCGCCUCAUCUUCUAUCUCUGCAUCUCACCUGCUAUCCUCUUCCGCCUCAUCCUGCCAUCCUCUUACACGUCUCAUUUGCUAUCCCUCUUCCGCCUCAUCUGCACCUCUUACGUCUCAUCCCUUCCGCCUCACCUGCUAUCCUCUUCCGUCCUCUUCACCCUCAUCUGCUAUCUUCCGCCUCACCCUGAUAACCUCUUACGUCUCACCUCCUCCUCCUCUUACGCCUCAUCUGUUACCUCUUACUCUUACGUCUCACCUGCUAUCCUCUUCCGCCUCAUCUGCUAUCCUCUUACGUCUCACCUGCUAUCUUCUAACCUCUCACCUGCUAUCCUCUUCGGCCUCACCUGAUCAUUCCUCUUCCACGCCUCAUCUGCUAUCCUCUCCGCCCUCAUCUCACCUGCUAUCCUCUUACGUCUCACCUGCUAUCCUCUUCCGCCUCACCUGCUAUCCUCUAACCUCUCACCUGCUAUCCUCUUCCGCCUCACCUGCUAUCCUCUUACGUCUCACUUGCUAUCCUCUUCCCCAUGUAUCUGUUCAUUAUCUAUCUAUCUAUCUAUCUAUCUAUCUAUCUAUCUAUCUAUCUAUCUUUCACGAUCUAUUCAUGUUUCACAGUCUGUUCAUUAUCUAUCUAUCUAUCUAUCUAUCUAUCUAUCUAUCUUUCACGGUCUAUUCAUGUUUCAAAUACUGUUCAUUAUCUAUCUAUCUAUCUAUCUAUCUAUCUAUCUAUCUAUCUAUCUAUCGCAGUCUGUCCAUUAUCUAUCUAUCUAUUUAUCUAUAUAUCGCAGUCUGUUCAUUAUCUAUCUAUCUAUCUAUCUAUCUAUCUAUCUAUCUUUCAUGGUUAUUCUGUUUCAAAUACUGUUCAUUAUCUAUCUAUCUAUCUAUCUAUCUAUCUAUCUAUCUAUCUAUCGCAGUCUGUCCAUUAUCUAUCUAUCUAUUUAUCUAUAUAUCGCAGUCUGUUCAUUAUCUAUCUAUCUAUCUAUCUUUCACGGUCUAUUCAUGUUUCAAAUACUGUUCAUUAUCUAUAUAUCUAUCUAUCUAUUUAUCUAUCUAUCUAUCGCAGUCUGUUCAUUAUCUAUCUAUCUAUCUAUCUAUCUAUCUAUCUAUCAUGGUCUAUUCAUAUUUGGCAUACUGUUCAUUAUCUAUCUAUCCAGUUAGCUAUUUGUCUAUUUAUCUAAGUCUGCUCAUUAUCUAUCUAUCUAUCUAUCUAUCUAUCUAUCUAUCUAUCUAUCUAUAUUUGAUAUUUCAUUUUUCAUAUUUCACAUACUUCUGUUCAUUAUCUAUCUAUCUAUCUAUCGAUCGAUCUAUCUAUCUAUCUAUCUAUCUAUCUAUCUAUCUAUCUAACAGAUUCCUUUCUUUUGGUGUCAGAUCUAAAGGAAUUAACACUGAAUCUAUCUAUCCAUCCAUCUAUCUAUCUAUCUAUCUAUCUAUCUAUCUGAGUCUGUUCAUCAUCUAUCUAUCUAUCUCUGUUCAUUAUCUAUCUAUCUAUCUAUAUAUCUAUCUAUUCUGUUCCUUAUCUAUCUAUCAAUCUAUCUCUGUCAAUUUGUCCAUUAUCUAUCCAUCUAUCUAUCUAUCUAUGUCAGUUUGUUCAUUAUCUAUCUAUCUAUCUAUCUCUGUUUAUUAUCUAUCUCAGUGUCUUCAUACAUAUGUCUCUAUCUCUGUAUGUUCAUAUCUAUCUAUUUGUCUAUCUAUCUCAUGUUCAGGUAUUAAAGUGUUUUUUUAUCUCUCUCUCUCUCUCUCUCUCUCUAUCUAUCUAUCUAUCUAUCUAUCUAUCUAUAUCUCUAUAUAUAUAUAUCUCUAUAUAUAUAUAGUCGACAACCACUAUACAAUCUAUCUAUCUAUCUAUCUAUCUAUCUAUCUAAUUGAUUCCGUUCUCUUCAUAUCUAUCUUUGUUCAUAUCUAUCUAUCUAUUUAUCUAUCUAUAUUAGUCUCUUCAUAUCUAUCUAUGUUCAUAUCUAUCUUUGUCUCUUCUUAUCUAUCUUUGUUCAUAUCUAUCUAUCUAUCUAUCUAUCUAUCUAUCUUAUCUUUUCAUAUCUAUCUUUGUUCCUGUCUCUCUCUCUCUCUCUAUAUAUAUAUAUAUAUAUAUAUAUAUAUAUAUAUAUAUAUAUAUCUUUAUUCAUAUCUACCUCUGUUCACAUCUAUCUAUCUAUCUAUCUAUCUAUCUAUCUAUCUUAGUCUCUUCAUCCUAUCUUUCUAUCUAUCUAUCUAUAUUAGUCUCUUCAUAUCUAUUUUUUUCAUUAUCUAUCUAUCUAUCUAUCUAUCUAUCUAUCUAUCUAUCUAUGUGUAA